ACCAAAGUCGGGCGCAUAGUCAGACGCCGUGCGACCGCAGUUCAGCAUGUCGUCUGCCGCUGACCAGAUCUCGCAAAAGGAACAACGACAGCCACUGCCAGCCGAUCCGGACUGGCUGUCGGGCGUGAUAAGUCGACUGAUCGACAAACCGCAGAACGCGGUCACAGUCAUCACUGAUGAGACUUGUACCACGCCCGCCGUAGCCGAUCCUCACAACGUGCUCAGUUCCAUAGUAGCCGUUCACAUCGUCUACAGCGUUGAAGGUUUUCAGGGUACACAAUCACUGGACGUGGUUAUCAAGAGCUUACCGCAAGAGCCUUAUUCUAGAGCGUUUGUACUAGAAGCUCAGUUCGACUACAGAGAAGUGCACUUUUAUAACACGGUGCUAACUGAAUUAAAAGACCUAGAAGAAAAUACACUUCAACUAAACGACCGGACCACGAUGGGUGACAUGCCAAUAGCUAAAUGCUACUUUGCCGGUAUGAACGCCAACGGUCGUGAUGAAUCUAUGCUAGUACUAGAGGACCUAUCUAAACGGGGCUUUACGGCAGCCGACUUUACCACGGGACUGACAUUUAAAGAAGCAAAACUUGCCUUACGCUCCAUAGCCCGUAUUCACGCGACUUCGUUGGCGUUAAAGCUUAAACACGGACCAUUAACAGAACGCUGGCCGUUCUUGUUUCAGACUUGCCGAGCAACGUUAUCGUACCAGGCAUUGGUAGAACGAGGCAUGCCACAACUUCACGUCUUCCUGCGGUCCAAGGGUUCACAAUACGACGGACUGAUUAAUACACUAAGAUCUAUAUGUCGCGUCACAAAACAGAUCAUUGGAACGUUGAUGAUACCUAAAGAACCGAUAGGUCUCAUGACACAUACGGAUUUUUGGUGUAAUAACUUAAUGUUUGGCAAACAAGACCAAUGCGUUAUAAUAGACUGGCAAAUGAUAUCCUACAGCAGGCCCACUAACGACGUAGCUCUUUUAUUGGUUAGUAGCUUGUCAACAGAAACGAGAAGACAACAUUCGAGUGAAUUAGUAGAUUGUUAUUGGGAGACAUUUACAAACCAUGCCAACAAACUUGGAGUGGAUAUAGAGGGCCAACUAGAAUAUAGUCGAAAUACUUUAGAUGAAGACAUGAGAGAAUCUAAACUGUUGGCUGUAUUAUUGUGUAUAGGUUCAGUAGACGUCGCUUUGGGUAAUAAAGACACCGAACAGAGAUUACUGGAUUUAUUGACCGACUUGCAGGAUGAAGGAGUUUUUAGCAGACAUUUAACAGAAAUUUCGGCUUAGAUUUUCUUAAUAAAAUGUAUUUUUAACUAUGAAUUAUCUUGAAAAUUAUAGAGCUUCAUAAAUUAGAUAAAACAUAUUUGUUACUUUUUAAGUAUUUAUUGUAACAUUACACAGUUAAUAUUAAUUGUGUAAAUUAUAUUAUCCAAUCAAAUCUAAGACACCAGUGCAAUAUUAAUAGACUUCUUUAUAAAAUAAGUACAAUGUUACUAGAUUAUAAAAAAUUUUAACUAACAACAUUUUUUUACAUUUAUUAUCUCCAAUAACAAAAGAUAAAAAAAAGGUUUUUCUUGAUUUAUCAUAUAAGUGUAGUGCUCUAAAGAACAUAGAAAAUUUUAUGAUUAAAAUUUUUUGGAAAUUCAUAUUCUUUUAUUUAACUAAUUAAAAUUGAUUAUGUAAUGGUGCUGUCCAUGCCAUGUAAUGUGAUUUUAUUUAUUAAUAAAUAUAUAAAUGUUAACACAUUGAGUAUUUGUUAUCCUUGUAUCAAGUCAACUAAUUUAUUUUCAAUAAUAAA
Messenger RNA from Daktulosphaira vitifoliae (grape phylloxera), 1799 nucleotides. RefSeq lists its product as uncharacterized. The transcript has 2 exons. The record is from RefSeq and is a predicted model, not a curated record. Bases 47 to 1288 code for a protein of 413 amino acids. Lineage: Eukaryota; Metazoa; Arthropoda; Insecta; Hemiptera; Phylloxeridae.